CUCUACAAGUGCAUAUUGCCAUGCUCCGCUACACGACGGGCGACGUGCUCCUGCGGAAGGCCCACCGCGGCCAGCUCCAAGAGAUCAAGUACCUCGUCCAAGAGGUGUACGUCGACGUCAACUACCGCGACGAGACGGGCUGCACGGCGCUGCACAUGGCGUCGGCGGCUGGCCAGCUCGACGUCGUCAAGUGGCUCCUCUCGUACCAGGGUAUCCGCCCCAACCUCCUCGACCACAACGCGCAAAGCGCCAUCCAUUACGCUGCCUUUUACGGCCAUCUGCCCGUUGUACAAGUGCUCUUGGACCACUGCGUGCCAUUGCACAUCAAGGACAAGACGGGGCGGCUACCGCACGUCGGCGCCGCGAUCAACGGCCACGUCGACGUCGUCCGCUUCCUCCUGCAAGACUGCCCACUGCCGAUCGAGCGCAACACGAUUGACGAGUAUGGCGCGACGAGUCUGCACUGGGCCGCGGCCCACGGUCGGCGCGACGUCGUCGAGUUCCUCCUCCACGUCGGCGUCGACGCCCACGUGACGAGCUACGACAAUCGCACGGCGUACCAGUUGGCCAAGGACAAGGGGCAGGCCAAGUGCCAAAACGUCAUCAAGCGCUGGUUCGAGGUCGCGCAGCGACUGCUGCAAGCCGCCGAGACGGGCAACGACGACGAGGUCAAGCGGGUCAUCCACGACGUCGCUGGCGCCUAUCCGCUUCGCUUUCUCAAAGACAAGAACGGGCGACACGCAAUGCACUGGGCUGCAAGCGCGGGCCGCCUCCCGACCUUGCGCAUCCUCGCGGAAAAUUUCGAUUCGUGGACCGACCUCGACAAGUUUGGGCGCAAUGCGCUGCACUGGGCAGCGCUGGGUGGCCACGCCGAGUGCGCGCUCUGGCUCACGCAGCACUACACCGGCGAAGCCAAGGCGCUCAUGGUGCCAUCGCUUACGAACAAGACGCCGGCGCGCUGCGCCUUGGAUGCGGGGCACACCGCACUCGCCGCGCAGCUGCAGGAGUGGGAAGACACGGCGCUCCAUGCCGGGGAUGUGGCGCCGCCAUCGACGGCGACAACGACGACGGCCAUCUAAUCUCGUCGUCCUCGUGUGUCUCUGUGAUGCGACCGUUGCUGUGGGUUCGAAAUACCGUUGGCCCACAUACCCUGUGAGAAUGAAUAUCACUUUG
Molecule: messenger RNA, 1173 nt
Organism: Saprolegnia parasitica CBS 223.65
Lineage: Eukaryota; Oomycota; Saprolegniomycetes; Saprolegniales; Saprolegniaceae
Exons: 11
Coding region: 21-1079 (352 amino acids)
Cellular component (GO): nucleus; cytoplasm
Molecular function (GO): protein binding
Source: RefSeq, a predicted model, not a curated record